GGUGGGCGGGGCUGUGGCGCGAGCGGCGCUGUCAACCUGCCGGGCGGCGUUUCGGAGAAUGACUGAAGAUUUAACAGACGAUGGACCAUAUGUACCCUGAUGGCAUAUUGUGUAUGGAGACAUGUUGCUUGCUAUGGCAUCUGAAACUGAAAAGGCUCAUGCUCUUCUCCAGUCAUUCAGUACAGCUUCAGUUAUUUCAAGCCUAGGAUUGGGAAUUUUCUGCUUUGCAGCAGAUAAAUUUCUUCAGUUUUCUUUUAUUCAGCAAAAUGAUUGGUUGCGGGCACUGUCUGAUAACACCGUACAUGGUAUUGUGGGUUUGUGGUCUUGGGCAAUUGUGAUUGGACUCAAGAAGAAAAGCAACUUUUCAGAAGUAAUUUUUGCUGGUUUCCUCUCAUCUGUGAUUGACAUGGAUCACUUUAUCCUAGCUGGCUCAUUUUCAUUAAAGGCUGCUUUGACACUUCCACAAAGACCAUUUCUUCACUGUUCUACUGUGAUUCCUGUUGUCUGUCUGAUGCUAAAGUUUAUUAUGCAUCUUUUCAAGCUGAAGGAUUCCUGGUGUUUUCUACCCUGGAUGCUGUUUAUAUCUUGGGCUUCACAUCACGUUCGAGAUGGAACUCGUCACGGCUUGUGGAUCUGUCCGUUUGGAAAGACUGCUCCCUUACCUUACUGGCUUUAUGUGGCAAUCACGGCAUCUUUACCUAAUUUCUGUUCCUUUAUUAUGUAUUUAACAGGAACAAGGGAACUGAUGUCCAUAAAACAUGGGAUUCAUAUUGAUGUAUAAGGAUAUUAUAGAUGGUUGUGUUUGCAUUGCUCAAAUAAUUCCCUCAAGUUUUCUGAGAUCUAACCUGUAACCACAUUGCUUAUUAUAGCUGCAAUUCCCUGAAGCCACUGCUGCUGCACAGGAUAAUGUUAUUGGUCAGUGUUCCACUUAGCAUAUUCAUUACCAUUUUCUGUAGACCUUUUCUUUUGUUGAUUCCCAAAAAGAUUAUUUUGUGAGAAAACAGUAACAACUGCUGUUCCUAUCUACAUUCCUCUCUCUGCACUCAGUAGUGGCUGAAUCAGCCCACAGCUUCUGUCACAAAUACCAGGUAAAUACUUUCCUUGGUUCCCAAACUCUAGCUGUGGUGGUUAUAGAACUGGGUUGGAGUGUGGGCAGCUGCCUGGGAAGAAAAGGAAGUGGCCAUCUUCCAACCCCAAGAGAAAUGUAUCUCGUUAAGACAAAUACAAAGAGCAGAACAUAUGGAAAGCAUAAUAGACCACUGUUAACAAUGCUAGAUAUGUGUUAGUGGUUUCUAGAAUUUUUCCUGCUCUGCAGUAUUAGAGUUGCCAAGUUCCAGGCAGGGCCUAGAGUUUUCCCAGAAUUACAAAUUAUCUCUAGACUGCUGAGAUCAGUUCCCCUGGAAGAAAUCGCAAUUUCAGACCUCCAGAAAUUUCCCAGGCCUGAGUUGGCAACCACAUGCAGUAUAGAUUUAACUCUAUCUUCUAAAGUCAGUAGUCAUAUUGAAGAUGUGAAGCAUGCCAUUUACGUUCCAAGGACUAAUAUAAAUUCAGCACCGUGUAUUGUUGAGAAAUACCCAACCACAGUGUUCUGGCCAUUUUAGAUUGUGAUGAUCAGGCACUGGUGGCUCCAGAAUGACUCCCUGAAGAGUGCCAAAUGGCCCCUUAUGAGACAGGCUGAACUUUUUGUUUGUCUGAUACAGAGGUCUUAGCAGCUUUAGUAUUUAAAACUUUUGAAAAGAUUGAUUUUAAAAUUAAGGGAUUUAAUCUCACAUACAGUGAAAUGGAUGGGAGGAAAGAAUCUACUGUAUUAGAAUCUUAUUUGUGGUUUUCUUUAAAAAGUUUCAUUAGAAUGGUAACUAAAUUAAAAUGUUGGAAAAAUAA
Messenger RNA from Eublepharis macularius, 1881 nucleotides. RefSeq names its product transmembrane protein 267 (gene TMEM267). The record is from RefSeq and is a predicted model, not a curated record. The coding region runs from base 122 to 781 and encodes 219 amino acids. The transcript has 3 exons. Lineage: Eukaryota; Metazoa; Chordata; Lepidosauria; Squamata; Eublepharidae.